UAUAUAUCUUUUACUCACAUCUUCUUCUCUUUCUCGCUAAUUAGUGUGAUUAGUGCAUGACCGUAGCGCUCGCUCUCCUCCGCCCGUAGUUAGGUAGUCAUGAGGCGCUUACUUCUGCUCGGGCUCUGUUGCUUUCUCGCGCCCCGGCUCUCCUGGCAGCAGCUCCCCCGGCCGUGCGCGAGCGUGGAGGCCCUCACAUCCAAAGAGUGCUGCCCUGUGUGGUCGGGAGACGGCUCCACAUGCGGGGCUAACUCGGGCCGGGGUUUCUGUCAGAACGUGGUGGUGUCGGACCUGCCCAACGGGCCGCAGUACCCGCACCAGAACGUGGACGACCGCGAGCGCUGGCCGCUGGUCUUCUUCAACCGCACCUGCCAGUGCGCAGGGAACUACAUGGGCUUCGACUGCGGCGACUGCAAGUUCGGCUUCUUCGGGGCCAACUGCGCCGAGCGACGGGAGUCCGUGCGCAGGAACAUUCUGCAGUUGUCGGUACCGGAGCGCCAGCGUUUCAUCUCCUACCUCAACCUGGCCAAGACCACCAUCAGCCCGGACUACGUCAUCAUCACAGGCACCCACGAGCAGAUGGAGAAUGGCACGAGGCCCAUGUUCGCGGACGCCAGUGUGUACGACCUGUUUGUGUGGAUGCACUACUACGUCUCACGAGACACGCUCCUCGGUGGGCCCGGGAAUGUGUGGGAGAACAUAGACUUCGCGCACGAAGCUGCGGCGUUCCUCCCAUGGCACCGCGUGUACCUGUUGCUGUGGGAGCAUCAGAUCCGCAAGGUCACGGGAGAUUUCAACUUCACCAUCCCCUACUGGGACUGGCGGGAUGCGCGCGACUGCCAGGUGUGCACGGAUGAGCUGAUGGGCGCGAGGAGCCCACUCAAUCCGAACCUCAUCAGUCCCGCUUCCGUCUUCUCCUCCUGGAAGGUGAUCUGCACCCAACCAGAGACCUAUAACGAUCGGGAGCUGCUGUGCAACGGCACAGGGGAGGGGCCUCUGCUGCGUAACCCUGGCAACCACGACCCCAGUCGUGUGCGGCGACUGCCCACCAGCGCAGACGUGGAGGCCGUGCUCAGCCUGACCGACUACGAGACCGGGAGUCUGGACCGCAGCGCCAACCUCAGCUUCAGGAACGCCCUCGAGGGCUUUGCCAGUCCAGAGACGGGGCAGGCGGUGUCGGGUCAGAGCACGAUGCACAACUCUCUCCACGUCUUCAUGAACGGAUCCAUGAGCUCGGUGCAGGGAUCUGCCAAUGACCCCAUCUUCCUACUACACCACGCCUUCAUCGACAGUAUAUUUGAGCAGUGGUUGCGCCGGCAUCAGCCCCCCAGGACUCUGUACCCCACUGCCAAUGCGCCCAUCGGACACAAUGAUGGAUACUACAUGGUGCCCUUCUUCCCCCUGUACCGGAAUGGCGACUAUUUUCUCUCCACUAAAGCCCUGGGAUACGAGUAUGCCUAUCUACUGGAUCCCAGCCAGCGGUUCGUGCAGGAGUUCCUGACGCCGUAUCUGCAGCAAGCGCAGGAGAUCUGGGCGUGGCUUCUGGGGGCGGGGCUAGUUGGUGCCUUCGUCACCGCCGUCCUCGCUACAGCAGUAGCCCUGGUCUGUCGCCGCCGGCAACGCAGGAAGAAGAUGCCGUCGUCUUUCGGGGAGAGACAACCUCUACUGCACAGCAGCGAAGAAGAGGGCUCGUCGUCCUACCAGACCACCCUCUAAACACACACACACACGCUACACACAAACACCCCACACACUCCCUACACACACAUACACACACAAACACACACCCCACACACACACAAACACCACACAAACACGUAUACACACACACACACAAAUACAUGUACUCACACACAAACAUACACACACUUCCUGCCUCAGAGACUGCUUCCUUCAUAUCACUAUUUGUAUGUAAGACACAAUCUGUAUUAAAG
Messenger RNA from Alosa alosa (allis shad), 1934 nucleotides. RefSeq names its product tyrosinase (gene tyr). The record is from RefSeq and is a predicted model, not a curated record. The transcript has 6 exons. The coding region runs from base 100 to 1716 and encodes 538 amino acids. NCBI's taxonomy places the organism in Eukaryota, Metazoa, Chordata, Actinopteri, Clupeiformes, Clupeidae. Gene Ontology annotation, biological process: melanin biosynthetic process; pigmentation. Gene Ontology annotation, molecular function: tyrosinase activity.